This is a messenger RNA of Carassius carassius (crucian carp), 519 nucleotides long. Its product is annotated as adenosine 5'-monophosphoramidase HINT3-like. Gene Ontology annotation, molecular function: catalytic activity. The coding region runs from base 1 to 519 and encodes 172 amino acids. NCBI's taxonomy places the organism in Eukaryota, Metazoa, Chordata, Actinopteri, Cypriniformes, Cyprinidae. The record is from RefSeq and is a predicted model, not a curated record. The transcript has 6 exons.
AUGGCAGCCGCCUUAAACGCACCGACACCUGAGAUGGGUACAACGAAUCUGACCGAUGAUGAACAGGACAAAAAAAAAUGUAUUUUCUGUAAAAUCGUGAAGGGAGAAAUAGGAACUGAGCUUCUGCAUGACGAUGAAACCAUGUCCUGUUUCAGAGAUAUACACCCCGGAGCUCCUCAUCACUAUCUGGUUGUACCAAGAAAACAUGUGGGCAAUUGUAAAUCUCUCUGCAAAGAGCAUGUACCAUUAGUCGAGAAGUUGGUGGAAACCGGGAAAGAGAUACUUCAGAAAAACAAUGUGACUGAUUUAAAUGAUGUUAGGUUUGGGUUCCAUUGGCCUCCAUUCUGUUCUGUCACACAUUUGCAUCUCCAUGUUCUGGCACCUGUCAGUCAGAUGGGCUUCAUGUCCCGCGUGGUCUACCGGUUAAACUCGUAUUGGUUCAUUACGGUUAUUGACACAAAGACAAACAAGAUGUUUUCUGAGCGUAGCAAGAUGUCGCUGUUUCUUGCAAUCUGUUGA